AUGGCUCCCAAGAAGCUCACCGAGCACCUCCUCGCUCACAGCCCAGAUGCCUUCACCUCCGCAACCAGACACCCAUGGCUCCGUCUCGCCGGCACAUCACAACUCCCCACCGACUCCUUGCUAGCUUGGCUGACCCAAGACCGCCUGUACAUCUUCUCAUACAUCCCCUUCAUGGGCAACAUGCUAUCAAAAACCUCAAUACCCACCACAUCGUCACGUAUCAAGUGCCUCGAAUGGCGAGUCGCCGACUGCUUCAUCAAUGCUUUGACCAACGUCCGACGAGAGCUAGGCAUGUUCGAAGACAUCCUGGGUGAACACUUUGACUGGAAAGAAGGUGGAGAGACGGCGACCAAAGAGACGAGGGCAUACCAAGACAUGUUCGCUGGUGCGGGUGCGCCGAGCCAGAGCAUUCUUGUCGGUAUGACUGCGCUAUGGGCGACCGAGAAGUGCUAUCUUGAAGCUUGGAAGUAUGCUCUGGGUUUCAAAGAAGAGGUACCAGAGGAAAAGAAGAGCCAUGUGCUGCAUACCACCCUCAUACCCAACUGGACAUGCGACGAGUUCGAAGAAUUUGUGAUCUGCAUCGGCGACUUGCUGGACGAACUUGCAGACGACAUACCUGAAGGCAGCAGAGAGUGGGUCAAGUGCGAGGAAGUAUGGCAGCAAGUCUUAUGGGCAGAGGAGAACUUCUGGCCCAAGGUAUCUAACCCGUAG
Aureobasidium pullulans EXF-150 is the source of this 711-nucleotide messenger RNA. Its product is annotated as heme oxygenase-like protein. The record is from RefSeq and is a predicted model, not a curated record. The transcript has a single exon. The coding region runs from base 1 to 711 and encodes 236 amino acids. NCBI's taxonomy places the organism in Eukaryota, Fungi, Ascomycota, Dothideomycetes, Dothideales, Saccotheciaceae.